Messenger RNA from Magnolia sinica, 3589 nucleotides. Its product is annotated as probable leucine-rich repeat receptor-like protein kinase At1g35710. NCBI's taxonomy places the organism in Eukaryota, Viridiplantae, Streptophyta, Magnoliopsida, Magnoliales, Magnoliaceae. Gene Ontology annotation, molecular function: ATP binding; protein kinase activity; protein binding. The record is from RefSeq and is a predicted model, not a curated record. Bases 8 to 3589 code for a protein of 1193 amino acids. The transcript has 2 exons. Gene Ontology annotation, biological process: protein phosphorylation.
AGCAACCAUGGCCAUACGCAAAUCUCUCCCCUUUGCUUUUCUACUCAUUUUGUUAGCCUUUCUUUCUUUCCAAGCAAUAUCAUUUGCAAUAGCAGCACCAUCAUCCACACUCUCAGAAGUAGAGGCUCUCAUGAAAUGGAAAGCCAGCCUCUCAGCAUCACAAGCUCUCCAUUCAUGGUCUCUUCCUUCUGCUAAUUCUACCAACAACAUAAUCUCUCCAUGCAACUGGACUGGGAUCUCAUGCAACAUCCUUGGAAGUGUAACAAGGAUAAGCCUACCCAGUGUAGGUUUGCAAGGUAAGCUCGAUAACUUGAGUUUUCCGUCAUUUCCAAACCUCCUUCAUCUUGAUCUCAGCGACAACACACUCAUCGGAACCAUUCCAGCCCAUCUUGACACUCUUUACAAACUCACCUCCCUGAAUCUGUCUGCAAAUGAAAUAAUUGGAUCAAUACCUCUACAAAUAGGGAAUGUUGUGAAUUUGAAUGAGCUUGACUUGUCCAUUAACCAUCUAGAUGGUUCCAUCCCCUCCACUGUAGGAAAUCUGACAAAGCUUUCCAUCUUGUACCUGGACCAAAAUCGAAUAUCUGGCUCCAUUCCUUCACAAAUCGGGAAUCUACAAGCUCUGGUUGAGUUGACAUUGUUCCAAAACAAUCUAACUGGUCAGAUCCCUCCUGCUUUAGGAAACUUGUCCAUGCUCACUCUUCUUCAUCUGUUUGAAAAUCAAUUCUCUGGUUUUAUUCCUCUAGAACUUGGGAAUUUAAAGAGUCUCAAUGAGUUAUCAUUACGCAGCAACAAUCUGACUGGUCCCAUCCCUCCUGCUUUAGGUAAUUUGAGCAACCUUACAAUUUUGUAUCUCUACGACAACCAAAUUUCUGGCUCAAUUCCACCUGAAGUGGGGAAUCUGGUUAAUCUUAAAGAUCUUGAUAUGUCCGCUAACCUUCUAACGGGUUCUAUCCCUUCCACUUUAGGAAAAUUGUCCAUGCUCACUGUUCUUCAUCUGUUAGAAAAUCAAUUAUCUGGUUUAAUUCCUACAGAAUUAGGGAAUCUAAAGAAUCUGGCUGAGCUUGAACUAUACAGUAACAAUCUGACUGGUCCCAUGCCUCCUGCUUUAGGUAAUUUGAGCAACCUUAGAAUUUUGUAUCUCUACAAAACCGAAGUUUCUGGUUCAAUUCCACGAGAAAUAGGGAAUCUGGUUAAUCUCAAGGAGCUUGACUUGUCCGCUAACCUUCUAACAGGUUCUAUCCCUUCCACUUUAGGAAACUUGACAAAGUUAACUGUCCUCCAGCUCUUUGAGAAUCAAGUUUCUGGUUCAAUUCCACCAGAAAUAGGGAAUCUAGUUAAUCUCAAGGAUAUUGACAUGUCCAUUAACCCUCUAACAGGUUCUAUCUCUCCUACUUUUGGAAAGUUGACCAAGCUUACUUUGUUGUCCCUUGUUGACUGUCAAUUAUCUGGUUCGUUACCUCAAGAAAUGAGGAACAUGACAAAUCUUUCUCAACUCUACUUGGAUGGCAACAACUUCUCUGGCUAUCUACCUCAGUUAUGCCACGGUGGAUCUCUUGAAGCCUUCACUGCUUUCAACAACCAUUUCACCGGUGAGAUCCCAACAACCUUCAGAAAUUGCACUAGCUUAACGAGAGUGCGACUCAGUGGAAACCGACUUGCUGCAAAUGUAUCGGAAGCCUUUGGUGUAUACCCUCACCUCAUAUUCAUGGAUGUCAGUGACAACAUGUUGUUUGGUGAACUCUCACCACAUUGGGGAGAAUGCCAAAACUUAACAAAGCUACAACUCUCCGGGAACAAUAUCACUGGUAGAAUUCCUCCUGAGAUUGGGCGGUUGGGGCAGCUAAGAGUGCUUGAUCUUUCUUCAAACAAUUUAGUAGGAGAGAUUCCAAAGGAAUUUGGGAGGUUGACUUUUUUGUUCAACUUGACUUUAAAUGAUAACCAGCUUUCUGGUCAGUUACCACAAGAGAUUGGAAACCUAUCCAAUUUGGAGAUUCUGGAUCUGUCAAUGAAUCACCUAAGAGGUCCAAUACCACCUCAAUUAGGGGAUUGCUCCAAACUCCAUUUUCUGAAAUUGAGUGAAAAUGUUUUGAAUGGAAGCAUUCCUUUUCAGAUUGGUAACCUAGUAUACCUGCAAGACUUACUAGAUCUAAGUCAUAACUCCCUCAAUGGAAAGACACCUCCACAACUCGCGAAAUUGGUUAGUCUGGAAAAUUUAAACCUCUCUCACAACAUGUUGUCAGAUUCCAUCCCGCCUUCUUUUGAUGGGAUGGUCAGCUUACAAUCCAUUGAUUUUUCAUACAAUUUUUUAGAAGGUCCUCUUCCUAGUAGCAAAGCCUUUCAGAAGGCUCCGGCAGAUGCAUUCAUAAAAAACAAAGGCUUAUGUGGUGAAGUGCAAGGUUUGCAACCUUGCAACGCCUCUUCAAUAAGUCAUGGUGAUGCAAGAAAAGGCCACAAAGUUGUGAUCCUCAUUAUUCUUCUGCUCUUAGCAUUGUUUCUUUUAUUUGUAAUCAUCGGCAUUUCUUCCAUUUAUUACCAAAGAAGAAGAAGAAGAAUAGAGAAAGGGGUUCUUGAAACGAGCAGAGGAAAUACAUUUUCAACAUGGAAUUAUGAUGGGAUUGCCACGUUUGAAGACAUUGUGGAGGCAACAGAGGAUUUUGAUGACAAAUACUGCAUUGGAACUGGAGGCUACGGUAAAGUUUACCAAGCAAAUCUACCAGUAGGCCAGGUAGUAGCUGUGAAGAAACUUUACCCACUCGAAGGUGGGAAUCAAUCUAAUCAAAGAAGUUUUAGGAAUGAGAUAAAAGCAUUAACGGAAAUCCGCCAUCGCAACAUUGUGAAACUUUAUGGCUUCUGUUCCCAUGCUCGAUUCUCAUUUCUAGUCUACGAGUACAUGAAAAGGGGAAGCUUGGCAAGCAUCCUAAGCAACGAUGAAGGAGCUGCACAGUUGGUCUGGACUCUGAGGGUGAAGGUUAUCAAAGGUGCGGCCCAUGCUUUAUCUUACAUGCACCAUGAUUGUACCCUGCCGAUUGUCCAUCGAGACCUAUCAAGCAACAAUGUUCUGUUGAAUUCAGAACUUGAGGCUAGUGUCUCUGACUUUGGAACUGCACGAUUGCUGAUACCAGAUUCCUCAAAUUGGACUACACUCGCAGGCACUUGCAGAUACAUCGCUCCAGAGCUUGCAUAUACAAUGAGGGUGACUGAAAAAUGCGAUGUAUAUAGCUUUGGUGUUGUGGCACUUGAAGUGAUGAUGGGAAGUCAUCCUGGGGAGCUCAUCUCCUCUUUGUCAUCAUCAAGUGGACAAGAUACACUCCUAAAAGAUAUGUUGGACCAACGUCUCUCAGAUCCGAUGGCUGAUGUUGCACAGGAAGUCCUAUUUGUGGUAUCCAUGGCUCUUGCAUGCAUUCAACCAGAUCCAGACUCUCGGCCAACCAUGCGACAUGUGUCUCAAGAGCUAUCUAUUGGAGGAACUUCUUUCUCUCUGCAGCCAUUCCAUGCGUCUCAAGAGCUAUCUAUUGGAGGAACUUCUUUCUCUCUGCAGCCAUUCCAUGCACUCACAUUACGUCAACUGAUGGAUCUUAAGGUAUAG